AUGAAAGACAUUAUUGAACGCGCAAAGCCUUUGAAGCGCGCAAAGUAUGUCUGUAUGGAGGGAGCAGAUAAGCUACCUAACGGUUAUUACGGCACCUCAGUCAAGUUGAACUGGGUGAUGGACCCAAACCGAGGAAUCAUGCUUGCUCAUGGUAUGAACGGCGAGAUGCUGCGACCUGACCAUGGCAAGCCGCUUCGAGCAGUCAUCCCUGGUCAGAUUGGAGGAAGAAGUGUAAAGUGGCUAAAGAAGUUGAUCAUUACGGCUGAGCCAAGUGACAACUGGUACCACAUUUACGACAACCGAGUAUUACCAACAACCAUCGACCCAGACGAGGCUGCAAAGAACCCAAAAUGGUGGAUGGAUGACCGCUACGCCAUCUACGACCUGAGUCCUAAUUCUGCCAUUGCACGUCCCGCGCAUGAUGAAAAACUUGAAAUUAAAUCAGCACCCAAGUCCUACAAAGUUGAAGGCUACGCCUACAGUGGCGGUGGACGUCGCAUAACUCGAUGUGAAGUCUCGCUAGACAAGGGCAAAACGUGGCGCUUGGCCAAUAUCGACUAUGCAGAAGACAAGUACCGUGCCCACGAAGACCGCGAACUUUUCGGCGGCCGUCUCGACAUGGACUGGCGAGAAACGAGUUUCUGCUGGUGUUUCUGGAACCUUGACAUUGCGAUCGCUGAGCUGCAAGAAACUGAUGACAUUGUCGUCCGCGUUAUGGAUGAGGCCAUGUGCAUACAGCCGCGUGACAUGUACUGGAGUGUACUCGGUAUGAUGAACAACCCCUGGUUCAGAAUAGUCAUCCACAAGGAAGGCGACACGCUCCGCUUUGAGCACCCAACACAACCUGCCUUGAUGCCUGGAGGUUGGAUGGAGAGGAUCAAGAAGGCAGGUGGCAACUUGACGAAUGGGUAUUGGGGUGAACACAUCAAUGGGCAGGAGCCAGAGCACGCUGCUAUCGAGGACGCUAAGGAGAUCAAGAUGACAAAAGACGGUGUUGACAAGCAGAUAUCGAUCGACGAACUCAGGAAACACGACAAUGCGGAGAAUCCUUGGUUCGUCGUCAAUGGUGAGGUCUACGAUGGAACUGUAUUUCUAGAAGGUCAUCCCGGUGGCGCGCAAAGUAUUGUCAGCGCAGCAGGGCUUGAUGCUUCAGACGAGUUCAUGGCAAUUCGAAACACAACUAACACUCUACAAGACAGCGAGACUGCCAAAGCAAUGAUGCCAGACUAUCACAUCGGCAGCCUCGACGAAGCAUCCCGCAAAGUCCUAGCCGAAGGCGAACCCGUCAACGAGUCCACCGAGCCCCGACCAGUCUUCCUAGAUGCACGCAUAUGGAACCGGGCCCUACUCCACGCGAAAACCCCAGUAUCGUGGGACACCCGCAUUUUCACCUUCAAGCUCGACCACGACCAACAAGCCCUCGGCCUCCCCACAGGCCAACACCUAAUGAUCCGCUUGCGCGACCCCGUGACCCGCGAAGCCAUCAUCCGCUCCUACACGCCCAUUUCGCAAACCUCCAAACUCGGCUUCUGCGACGUGCUAAUCAAAGUGUACGCCGACACGCAAGAAAAAGUCGGCGGGAAAAUGACCAAAGCGCUCGAUGCGAUUCCCGUCGGCCAUUUUGUGGAUUUUAAGGGCCCGAUUGGCAAGUUUGAAUAUCUGGGAAAUGGGCGCUGUAGUAUCAAUGGGAAACAGCGAAGUGUUAAGAAAUUAUACAUGGUCUGUGGAGGAAGUGGCAUCACGCCUAUUUUCCAGGUCCUGCGCGCUGUUAUGCAGGAUAAAAACGACCCGACCCAUUGCACGGUCCUGAAUGGCAACCGUCUGGUAGAAGAUAUCCUGUGUCGCGAGGACUUGGAUGUGUUCGCGAGGGAGAACCCGGAGAGGUGUAAGUUGCUAUACACGCUUACUAAGGGACCGGAGGAUUGGGAGGGCUUGAGGGGCAGAAUUGGGAAGGAGUUGUUGGGGGAGCAGUGUAAGGUCGAUGGCGAGGGGAGCAGUUUGGUGUUGAUUUGUGGGCCGGAGGCGUUGGAGAAGAGUACGCACAAGGCGCUGAAUGAGAUGGGGUGGAGGGACGAGGAUUUGAUGUUCUUCUAG
This is a messenger RNA of Parastagonospora nodorum SN15, 2094 nucleotides long. RefSeq lists its product as hypothetical. Gene Ontology annotation, cellular component: endoplasmic reticulum. NCBI's taxonomy places the organism in Eukaryota, Fungi, Ascomycota, Dothideomycetes, Pleosporales, Phaeosphaeriaceae. Bases 1 to 2094 code for a protein of 697 amino acids. Gene Ontology annotation, molecular function: molybdenum ion binding; heme binding; oxidoreductase activity. The transcript has 4 exons. The record is from RefSeq and is a predicted model, not a curated record.